Messenger RNA from Chenopodium quinoa (quinoa), 1393 nucleotides. Its product is annotated as vignain-like. The record is from RefSeq and is a predicted model, not a curated record. Bases 127 to 1191 code for a protein of 354 amino acids. NCBI's taxonomy places the organism in Eukaryota, Viridiplantae, Streptophyta, Magnoliopsida, Caryophyllales, Amaranthaceae. The transcript is spliced from 4 exons. Gene Ontology annotation, molecular function: cysteine-type endopeptidase activity. Gene Ontology annotation, cellular component: lysosome.
ACCAUAGAGAUGAUCGCCAAUGUUGCUUGAUGUUGUGCUAUAUAUAUUUCUAAUGCUUGCUUGCAAGCAGAUAUACCAAAACCAGCUAACAUCAAUCUUUCCAUAUUAGUAAUUUCCAAUUCUUAAAUGCAUACUGCUAAGUUUUUCUUGGUGCUUCUCUCCGCGGCCCUUGUUUUGGGGCUUGCAGAGAGCUUCGACUUCCAUGAGAAAGAUCUCGCCUCAGAAGAGAGCCUUUGGGAUCUAUACGAAAGAUGGAGGGCAUACCAUACUGUCUCCCGGGACCUCGAGGAGAAGCAAAGGCGGUUUAAUGUGUUCAAGGCUAAUGCCCGUCAUGUUCACCAGACGAACAAGAUGGAUAAGCCUUAUAAGCUAAAGCUGAACAUGUAUGCUGACAUGACUAACCACGAGUUUAGAACCUCUUAUGGGUCUAAAAUCGCGCAUCACAGAAUGUUCCACCCACGUCCAGUGACAGAGUUCAUGCAUGGUAAACUAGAAGAUGUUCCUGCUUCUGUUGAUUGGAGAGCUAAAGGAGCUGUUACCCCUGUUAAGAAUCAGGGGAAUUGCGGUAGCUGUUGGGCAUUCUCAACUGUAGCUGCAGUAGAAGGAAUAAACCAGAUCAAAACCAAACAAUUAGUCUCGCUCUCUGAACAGGAGCUGGUGGAUUGUGACCAUGACAACGAAGGCUGCAACGGAGGACUUGUUGAGCAUGCUUUGGGUUACAUCAAGAAAGCUGGUGGAGUGGUCGCAGAAACCACCUACCCAUAUGCGGCUAAGGAUGAAACAUGCAACUCAGCUAAGACCAACACACCUGUAGUGAAGAUCGAUGGUUAUGAGGUGGUGCCUGAAAAUAAUGAGGACGCUUUGAUGAAAGCCGUUGCAAAUCAACCUGUUUCCGUGGCUAUUGAUGCUAAUGGUUCUGAUAUGCAGCUUUACUCUGAGGGUGUGUUUACUGGAAAGUGUGGAACAGACUUGGACCAUGCAGUAACAGCAGUAGGAUACGGAAUAACACAAGACGGAACCAAGUAUUGGAUAGUGAAGAACUCAUGGGGACCUGGAUGGGGUGAGAAGGGCUACAUUCGGAUGCAACGCAGUGUUAGCGCCAAGGAGGGACAGUGUGGCAUUGCUAUGGAUGCAUGCUACCCUAUCAAGUCGUCUUCUGACAAUCCUCAGCCUGCUAAGGAUGAACUCUGAAGCAUCAGAAGACUGCAGUAGAACCAGGAUAUCAAUUUGUUGAAGUGAAACUAGCCUCAUUUAGUUUCUUUUAAUUGCAAAAUAGGCAUACCUUUUUUUUCUAUUUUGCUUCGUUUUCUACCUAUAACUAAUAAAUGUUUGGCAAGAAACAGAUGGAAAAUUUGUCAAUUACAACCAUUUAAAACAUAUAUUUUGCCAAUUG